Messenger RNA from Hydatigera taeniaeformis, 915 nucleotides. The record is from the annotation of a GenBank genome assembly. NCBI's taxonomy places the organism in Eukaryota, Metazoa, Platyhelminthes, Cestoda, Cyclophyllidea, Taeniidae.
AUGUUUGAUUUAGAACCUCAUAUCGGUCAUGCCUACACCCUCUGCAUGGCUGACGCGUGGUCGCGUUUCUCCGCCAUGCGACAUCAUCCCAGUCUUCAGGCAUUUCCCCCUCAACGCGUUUUUUUAAGACCACCAUCCUCUCAAACCGGUUUCCUUUGCACUGGUGUCGACGAACACGGCAGCAAGGAUCUCUGUGAGAAAUUGAACAUCUCAACAGGUGCCUUCACUCGAACCACUAGUGAGGUUCACAAACGCACAGUUUACGAAGCUUGGCGAUAUCUGGAACGGUCGGGCUUCCUCUACUGGAGCACUUUUGCCGGGUGGUACUCAAUUAGCGACGAGACUUUCUACGCAGACUGGGAGGUUGUCGACUCGCCUUCUUUGAGUGGGACUAAGGUUGCGAAGACUACACACAGCGAGGUGAACUGGGUGGAGGAGGAGACCUGUCGGUUCUGCCUCUCACCCCUAAAGGCUAAAAUUCAUGCAUGGCUGGACUCGGGAGUCCUUCCUCACCAAUCGCCGGAACAUGAUGGACUGUUGGCGCUGACUCAUUCCAGUCUCGAUCUUCUCCAAGAUCCCUCUGUCUCGCGACCCAGCGCAAGAGUCCCCUGGGGCAUUCCUGUUCCUGGCAGACCCGACCAAACUAUCUAUGUAUGGUUUGAUGCUCUGAUGAAUUACCUAACGGCAGGAAAGGUUUUUCUGAACUCUGCUGUGAAUAAGCAGGCGGUUUGGCCACCGGAUUGUCAGUUUAUCGGCAAAGAUAUUCUUCGUUUUCACGCUAUACUCUGGCCGGCAAUUUUGUUGGCUUUGGGCCUCUCGCUGCCCAAGAAGAUAAUUCCGCAUGCACAUAUUUUGGUGGAAGGGACAAAGGCGAGUUUGGAUGCACCGCAUUCUUAUCAUUCAUGUGAUUCAUAG